Frankliniella occidentalis (western flower thrips) is the source of this 15929-nucleotide messenger RNA. RefSeq names its product transmembrane protein KIAA1109 (gene tweek). Gene Ontology annotation, biological process: synaptic vesicle endocytosis. NCBI's taxonomy places the organism in Eukaryota, Metazoa, Arthropoda, Insecta, Thysanoptera, Thripidae. The record is from RefSeq and is a predicted model, not a curated record. The transcript is spliced from 68 exons. The coding region runs from base 169 to 15255 and encodes 5028 amino acids.
AACAAACAGUGGCAAAAUGAAUUGUUGAUUUUUUGUAUCUACUUAAAGAAAAUUGUCAUCUCCUAGUAGAUGAUAAUGUGUUCACGCAAUAAAAAUAGAUUUUCGUAGCAAAGAGGGUAUGCUGAAGAAAAUUCUCCACCACAGACGCUGCUAGAAAAGUUCGUUAAAAUGGACAACAUUCUAACUAUGUCCCCUCUUCUGGGGUCAGAAUCCGGACUGUCGUGGCCAACAACACAACCCGCCAUGGCUGCGCCGUGGAAUUACAGCAGUCAUGUUAAUUUAAAAGAUUUGAAAAUGGACAGCAAUUUUGCCUGGCUUCUCUGCUCUCUUGUAUCUGCUAUGGCUUGGGUUAUAUAUAUAACAUAUUAUAGUUCAAGAGUUAUUGGUCAUUUGCUUACUUAUUUAUUGAACCGUUUUUUUAUUCAAGAAGGGCAUUUUAAAGUUGGAUCAUUUACAUGGAAUGUCCUGUCAGGGAAAAUAAUGUUCAGGGAUGUUUCUUAUAUUACUUAUGACUAUACUCUUAGAGUUCAAGAUGGUUAUCUCAUAUUUAGAUGGUGGCGUUCCUAUGUCCCAAAAGAUGUAUCAGAAGACCUCUCUCACUCUGACACAAGAUUAUCUGUGAUGCUCAAUGGUUUUGAGCUUCAUGUCUACAACAGAUCUCAUAUGUAUGCAAGACUUGAAAAAGUCUUUGGUUUGGAAUCACAGCUUUUUCCUGGAGAGAGUCCAUUCAAAGAUGAUGCUGAUGCCUCUGCCACCACUGCACAACAACAAAGACCUCAGCCUGGUGCCAUGUUAGGGAAAAGUUGGAGGGAUUUAAUACCUGUCAUCAAGGUUGAUGUCUCAUCUGGUAGAGUAGUCUUUGGAAAUAGACUUGUUCCUACCACAUUAUCUGUAAAUGUAGAAGAAGCCCAUUUCGUUUAUUCAACCAAGCCUGCUGCAUCCAGACUUGACCAUUUCAUGCAUUUCACCAAAUGUAAAGCAGAAAACUUCAAAGUAAUCUUGGCACCCAGCCCAAAGUACACUGGCAUGGUGGAUGAUCCACCAAGGUACAUGGGGGAGGGUUUUGUUGUUUUGUCCUCAAAUAACAUGGACUUGUAUUAUUAUAUGGAUGAACCAGGAGUUGUGCCUGAGAGACCAGAAAUGUUGAGAUUAGCUAAUGGAGACAUUGUGGAAUCUGCACCUCCUAUUUGGGGUAUGGACAUAAAGUGUGGGAAAGGAACAGACUUCAGCUAUGGACCUUGGGCUGACCGACAAAGGGAAAAUCUUUUCAAAUUCUUUUUCCCUAAUGACUACCAAUCUAUGAAAGUAACCGAACCUUUAAAGCCUGGUGAAAAGCGACAAGUUCAGUCCUUUGACAUACGGUUAAGUACUUUAAAUGAAGCCACCAUUGACAUUCUUUUCUCAAAAAACAAGGAAACAAAUGCUGUACAUAUCAAUAUUGGCCCGGGUUCAUACCUAGAAGUUACAAUACCUUGGAUAGUACAACCAGAUGGAUACACAACCAAAGUAAACGGCCAGUUACUGCAUCUUGAGGCUUCAACCAGUUUGCAGUACCGCAGUCUGGUUGAAAGUGAGACUUUAGAAUUUGGUAUUAAGUGCCAUUAUCCUUUAAAAUGGAAUGAUCAUCAAGAAUGGAUACUUAACCUGACAGGCUGCAAAGCAACUGUAAAUCUAAUUUUUGCACACAAAGGCUUUUUUCAAGAUAUGAUCAAUGACUGGGCCAGCAAAGCUCGCCCAGAUCUACUGCAUUUUAUUCCAUAUACUUGGAAAUUAUCUCUUCUUCUUAAGGAGUUUGAGCUUAUAACCUUGUGUAAUGAAUACAACUGGAUUGAUUGUUCAUCUCAAAAUCAAGAAAACUCUCAUAUUGCAUUCUGUGGGGAUUUAUUUGAUCUGUCCUUUGACCUUCCAUUUGUGGACUUCUUACCACCCACAGUUCCCUUACGCUUUUGGAUACAGGGAGAAAGUGUUGAUCUGACCCUCUACCUACCCGAGGUGAGCAGUAACAGAAAUGUUCUUUUGGCUUUGGACUCAAAUGCAAAAAUUCUUGGGAGGGAUGGUAAUUUAAGACAAAAAUGUGAACAUGUCAGGCGGUGGAGAAAUGUUUGUCAACGCAGCACGGGUUGGGUUGAUUGUUGGUCUGUUCCAAUUGUUGCUUUGAGCAUUCACUACACUUAUCACCCAGCUCCACCUUUGGGACCACCCCCUCAAGCUAAUAUCACCACACCUGAGAAGGAAGAAAUUUUGUUAUCUCCCAUGAGAAUACCUCAUGGUCGAAAAACAUCUCAAAUGCAAUGGCAGCAGCUUCAGGAUAGUUCUCAAAAGCUAGAUCCUACAACAAUGCCAGCAGAUAUAGUGUUAGUGGAAUUGGAAAUUGGUCCAUCAGUGAUGUUACUGUAUGGUUCUUUACUACGUAAUUUCAUGCAUUUGAAGGAAAACAUAUUUGGAGAGGAUCAGAGUUUUACUGAUAUGAUGCAAAGCCAAAGCCCAGCUCCAAGCUCUCCAGUUCCGGGGGCCACGGGCAAUGCCCCUUCAGCCAGUGCUGGAGCCUCUACUACCUCACAGCCUCAAAUACAAAUAAGAAAACAUGCUGACUGUAGGGAAUACAGACCUAUGCAAGUUACUGUUUCCGUCACCAUGCAUGACAUUCAAGCUCAUCUUGUAAAGAACUGCGGGGAAAAGGAUCCUCCAUGUCCCAUCAUUCUUGUUGAACGUUUUGGAUUUGAAAUGAAAAAAUCAUUUAGGGAAACCAUUUUGCAAGUCUUGGUCUCUCCCUCCUUCCUCAUAAGUUCUGAUCAUGCGCUACGCCCAGGUAGAGAAGGUCAUUUGAAUCAAGGUCAUUUGAUGUUGUCUUCAUUGCAAGUUCGACAUCAUGCUAUGUUCAGUGAUGAAGGCCGGUCUCUUGAUGAAGAUACAUUGGAAUAUUCCUGGUUAGUUGAAGUUCAGUUAGGAAAAUUGAGUGGAAAAUUAACAGCACCUCAGUUGCACCAUCUCAUUACUGGACUGGAAACUUUUGUAAUGUUGAUAUGUGAUUCUGAAAAUAACAUGAGACCUCCUCGGACUCCUAAGCCAUGCAUGCAUGGUUUGCCCCCUCUUUUAUGUUCAGAGUCAGAUAUUGAGACGCGGUACUCAUGCCCUACCAGUGACCAAGUAAAAUACAGAAUGACCAGAGUUGCCAUUGAUGAAAUAGAUAUAUACCUGUUGGAACAAAGUACAGCUAUUGAACUUUGGGCUAGUCCUAUUCGUGUUUCUACCUGUAAUCUCCAUGGAAAUCGAAUCAAAUCUGGAGUUACAGCUCUUUUGCCUGCAGUGGAGCUUCAUCAAUUUGUAGCCAGUGGCAGUCAUCUGAAUGGUCCUGCAGGCAGCAGCACCAACACCACGGGCAGUGGUAGCGCUCGCAGCCAACAGGCCAGCCAGCAUGGAAACAAUGGGAAAGGCUCAGGUUUGGAAGGCUGCCCUGAGUUGUGGCUUGAAGUUGGAGCUGUUUCAUUUGGGCCACUAGUAGUAGAAGCUGCUAUAGCUCUACCAUCUCUGCAGCAUAGUUUGCAUCUUGUGCAACAUAAGUAUUUAAAGGUCCAUGAUGAGCGCACCAGGCGCCUAUGGUUUUUGUGGGGUACUGAAAAUAAUGCAAAUGGAAAAUCCCCCGCCAAGUGUGGCUGUAUUGGUGGAUGUGCUUUCUUUGGGAGCAACCGUAAUGGUCCACGCUUUUUCAAGCCAUGUCGACAAGAUACUACUGAUGGAGUGAACACUGCUUCCUUCAGGAUUUUUGAGGGGAGUAAAGAUUAUGGAUAUGGACAGAGUAUACUGCAUGAAGGCUCUCUUGUCUUCCACACCCCUCCAUAUGGGUCACAAGAUGUCACGCUCUAUGACCCAACAUUCUCAUGUAGAGGAGCUAACCCUCCAACCUGUUUCAAUGGAGUACCUCCAAAGGUUGUCUCAUUGGACCCUGGAGAGAGCCCCACAAUGGUCAGUACUGCGUCUCCUGUUUCUCCCAGUCCAGUUGGGGAUAAGCGCUCGAUGAACAGACGCUUUUCUUACACAUCAUUAGCUAACAACAGGGGCCAAACUCCACAGCUGCUCCGUGAUGUGCCAUAUGCCCGUCUUGUAGACAGUGGUGUCUCUAAUCUUCUUCCUCAAAAGUUGGAUUCUGAUUCUAAACUGCACACAGAAAGAAGUAAAUCAAUAUUGAGUGUACCUGAAGCUGAACUGACUCCAAAGUGCAGUGUGUCUGAUUCCAAGCUUGCUGUUGAUUACUUCAAUUCUACUCGUAACCUUGUCUACAACCAGGUACAGGCAGCACAAUCUCCCUUAGGACCUCUCCCCUCAGAUUCAAACCACUCUAUUGAAGAAGUGCUUCAAGAAGUUCAACGUACAUUUUCAAUGGGAAGUGAAAAUCCAUCUGAGCUUUUUUAUUCAGCUGAUGAAGAUCUAAGUAGUUUGGCUGGAGGUGCUAGUGGAAGCACAGCAUUCAGUAGAAAUAGUUCAUUACAACAUUCAGGAUCCACUCUUCAUAAGCAAGAAAUAAAUGGGGUUCAGAGGAGAACAUAUGGGAGCCAGCAAAGUAUGAUUGUAACUAGCAGCACUACACCUGUUAUUCCUGACCCAGUUGACACUCGGAGCUCUCUUGACUUGGGAGUGGUUGCCAGAGAGGAAGAAAAGAGACGUUCACCCAGCCCACGCAUUGUUAAUGGACAUGGUGUAGAGGCUGAGGGACAGCAUAUUGAAAGUCAUCUUUUAGAUUCAUCAGAUUCACCAUCUGUUUCUAGUACAUCAUUUCUAUCAGCUGUGUCAUCUCAGGAUGAUUUGGCACUAGUGAAUCUCCAUAUGCAAGUCAACAAACCUAUAGUAGACUCUCCUCUCUUGAUGUCUAGCUAUGUGAACCAUCUUUCACAGGUGAGUUGUGUGAACUGGUCACACAAUUCCUUACCUUGUGGAUGCGAUGCAUUAACUGCUCCAAUGCUUCAACGAACUCAUGAAGGACGAUUAAUAUAUAUUGGUGGGAGAUACGUUCCUCACUUUGAAUUUUUGACUGAGGGCUUCACUUCUUUGAAAAUGGUAAGCCGUAAUAAUGAUUCUCAUGGCACCCCACCACCUCCAUCAAGCAAGACUCCAACCCAUCCCUACUCCUGGGGUGACAGUCCUAAUAUGCAGAGCACCAAAACAAGUGGUGAAAGCAACACCGAUUGUGAGGAGGAACUUUUGGCUCUCCACACAGAGAUGGGAACUCGAACUACAGUAAUUGUCAAGUUUAAAGGUGAUGUUGAUAUCAUGCUGAGCCCUUUGGUGUUGGAAAGUCUGCAGAGGUUUAUUGAUGCCUUAACUCCAACCUUUGCAUCUUUGCAUCCUUUGACUGUUCUCAACCAUUUGCACAACGAAUGCAUUAGUUCAGUUUGUGCUGCUAAUGUGCUGAAACAUGACCAGUCCUUGUCCUAUCUCUCUCAACUACAAGCUAGCAGCAAACACAGUACUGCUCAACGAGAGAUAAGUGCUCCACCACCAACUAACUCCUAUGAAGAGUGUAUCUACACUCAAACUCAGGGCACUAUUCACUUUCCCAAGGUCAAUGUUACUUUGCUUCAAGCCUCACUUGUAGAAGAAAUUAUUUCCUUUGCUGCCCUUGAUAAUCUUCGAGAUUUGACGUGUGUCUCUUUGUUUGCUGUUUGCUUGGACACAGUUACAGUUAGGUUCCAUGUUGGGAAGCAGACAAGAGAGGUUGUUCAGACACUGAACAGGCCAGUUGUUCUCCCUGCCAAUAAGAAGUCAACUAGUGGUUACAAAGGUCUACGCCCAUUUUUGGAGGGUUUGCAAAUGCAGGGAAGGGGAGUUGCUCGCAAUAAAAUUGGAGCUGAACCAGUGUACAUUGAAACCUCUGAUAAGCAAUUGGAGGAAACCAUUGUUGCUUUGAAUGUGGGGAAGGUCCAUGCUCAGUUAAGACGCUUCCGCAAUGAAAGUUCUAUUUUGAAAGAUGCUGUCAUAACUGCUAUUCCCGAACACUGCUCUCGUGUGUUGUUUACAUGCGCACGUGUUGUGUCUCCAAGUAGAGGACUACACUCAGAACCAUCCCCACAGGAGAAGGAAAAUGCUUCUGGGCCUGUUGCUGAGGAACGCUUAGGAUUUAUUAUGUUUGAAUGCGGACUUGAAGGAGUUUCAAUCAAGGUUGUUAAACGCUCUCAAUUGGACAGGAAAGAGGGAGAGAUAGAAGACAGUGAAGUAGAAGUAGCUUACACUGAUUCUGUCAGGUCCCGUGAUGACUUAGAUGCUGCUGGCGAGUACAAUAACCCUCCUCGGUUUUCACAUGCUGACGACACAACUUCGGCAAAAGGCACUAAGCUACCUGGAAAACAAACACUUUCUUCUGUUCCUGAGGGAAGCACUGGAAGUGCUGCUUCCGGACCUCAGCCUCCAUAUGCAGAUGUUGAUGCAGCUGCCAGCACAGCAACCAGUAGUGCUGGCAAUGCCCAGCUCCUUCCAGCACGAAGUUGCAAUCAUGCAAAUACUUCUUCAUGUGUUAUUGAACUGCAUAAGGUUUGGUUUAACUUUGCAGCACCGCCAAGAACCCCAAUAACAAGAAAAAUUGACUUUACUCGACUUGAUUGGAAUUUGCUUAGCACAGCAUCUCCCGCUAUCAAUGCAUGGAUGAAUCCAAGUAAUCGUCUGGCUAUUAGAGUCGUGCAUAUGUUCCGCUCUAAGUAUCGAAGAGCUACUGCUAUUGUGUCCAGUCUCAUGGCUGAAGCACUUGAUGUCCAAAGUAUUCAUAUGCCAGUGAAAAGUCGCUAUGGACGUUUGACCCCAAUGGCAAAGACCUUAGUGGAAGAUCCAUCCUGCCAGCUUUGUAAUGUCCUCCUUAAAUAUGUGCUCCAAACAGAUAUGGCUAGCAUUGAAGCUAAUUUACGGGAGAGUGACUUACCUCAUUUAUCAACUCUUCGCCAAGGAGUUAUUGUUCUUAGUCGUCAAUGGAAGAAUGUACUAUAUACUCCACUGUUACUGGAACACAAUUUUAAAAGUAAACACAUCAAACCACUUAAUGUCACUUUUGCUGUCCCAGAUCUGCAAGAUGAUGAAAACAUACUGACCGAUGGUGAACUUUCUGUAACGGAUGAAUGUGCCAUGCUCAUUGAAACAGCCCAGCAUGUUCAUGCCUCUAAUACAUUGACAUCACCAACACUGACUCCCCGUGCAGAUGACGGAGAUGGAGCAACUACACAGUCCUCUCCUCAUGAUGCCAGGAAAAAGAAGGGAAAGAAGAAGGGCUUAGCUCCGUCCCAGGCACCAUCAUCAUGUAGAGCCAGCAUAGUGUUCCCCUUGCUUACUAGCCAUGUAGGUCAUCGCAAAAGCGAUGCUGAUAAGGGUGUGGGCUAUGGUGCUCUGAAAGAGGAUCAGCAACGUUCACCAAUUGCACACAUGCUUGGAUCAAAUCCCAGUAUUUAUUCAGGUGGAGCCCAUGGAAGCAACCACUCCUUAGCCAGCCAAGAAUACCACAAUUCAAAUUUGUCCCCUCCUGCCCCACCAACUAACUAUGAACCCAAUGAAGACUUAUAUAGCUGGAUGACUAAGCAGCAGGUCUUUAUGAAGGGCAGUGAACAGACUCAUCAAGCUUCCGAUUGGGAGUCUAAGAUUAACACCAUGACUACUGAAGAGACCAUUGAACAGCCUUGUGAUGCUACUGCUGCGGCAGUUGCUGCUGGUUACAGUUUAUAUCCUAUUCACGAUUCUCUGAGACUGCUGGAUGCACAUCUCAUAUUUGAACCUCUGCUGUCAAGCCUUGGUGUUGUACCUCAACAAAUGGUCAAUAAUGCAGGAACUGCCAACAAUGAGUCAUCAGCUUUUGAAUCGUGGGGCUCAAAUUUGACUCUUGUUGGUAGUAUGGAUACUAUGAGGAUUGAUAUUGUUGUAAGUGAAGCUGGAAAGCCUGCCGAAAAGAAACGUAACAAAUCAACAGCUAACACAAAAACAACCAAAAGCCAAGGUUCCAAGAUAUUUUUGGACAUACCCACAGACACACCUGCCUUUUUAUGUGAAAAAGUAGCUGUUGAACUGGAUUUGAGGAAAGUUGCUGACAUGACUGUUGAUGACUUGGUGCAGAGGCAGAAUGUUUUGUACAUAAGUCGUGGUCAACUAAAGAAACACACAAGCACAACGGUCAAUAUAAAUCUGAAUAUUCGCUACAUUUCACAGCAGGUUAAUAUGCCACUCUUACGUUUGUUGCAUCAAAUAAGUAAUAUGUAUCAGAAUGUAAAAGAAACCCAAAUGGAGCUAAGGGAACAACAACCAGAAACCACAAAACGAGACUCUCAACCAUCAACAUCUGGGGCUCCGUUAGCCUCUAACCAUUCUGGCACCAUAGGUGCUGGCCGGUCUCACUUUGUUACAGAUUCUGCUGUGGCUGCUCCCUCAUACAUGGGUGGUCAAAGUAGCCUUUUCCCUCGUUCACACAGUCAAGUUAAAGUCACAUCCCCAGCAGGUAGUAUUCGCUCAUCAGUUAGAUCUGCCAGUAUGCAAUCAGCAAGUGUUCGAUCUACUCUACGCCAUCAGAGCUUAGCUCAAAAGCUACGAUCUACCAGCAAAAGCGUUAAAGGGUAUAUGAACCUUUCUGAAGGAGUAGAAUGCCUCAGUCCCUCAGGGUCUGCUCUGGAAAGUAUUGUUGCAGCUAAACUUAUUGACCCAAAUAAUGCAACACCUCGAUGCUGGAAAACUGUUUACUAUCUUCUCGAUCUUUAUGCCACUAUGCCUGAAACCAAAACUAUUCCUCAUCGGUUGUCUGUUGUUGGAAAUCCUGAUGGAAGUGCGCGAAAAUAUGAUAGAUAUGAUAAGUUUGAAGGUACAGAUGAUGUUGAGAAGGGAAGCACAGUUGGUGACAAUAUGACAGCUUCUACACCUGUCAUUCAAGAUAAACCAAGAGAGCUUAGUGUAUUGACUGGGGAGAGAACACGACUCAUAGUGUUUGGUGUUGCUCGUAUCCAUCGGACAAGAUUACUUGCAACAUUAAGUGGACUAAAACUGGAGGCAGAAAUUACUAGUCUUCAUUCAAGUUUCAGUUGUAGGAAGAAAACACGACCAGCAAGCCUAGAGUGUUCUCUCAGUGGACAAGUGGGGCGUACAAUGAUUGUCUUGCUGGAAGGAGUUGCUCCUAAUCAACAAACUGUUGUCAAAGUGACAGUUGGAAAGUCUCAAAUGUUGUACUCAAGUAUGACAAAACGCUCCAAAGAUAAAAAUUCAGGUCUAUUAACAGUUGGGGCUGUUAAUAUUGACAUUCCUCAGCAUCCUGUAGCACUGCAUGGUAUGAUGACUCGAGGUAGCAAACAACUGUCAUCGACUUUGCAGGAAUUGCGAGUAUCUCGUGCUACUAGUCGUGUUAGUAGAGGAACUGCUCCAGAGGAAAGUGAGAUCCAGGCUCCACAACAGUCUCCCUAUCCUUCUGAGGCUCAAGCAACCCCUAGUGGAGUUCACCCACCCUCUGCAAGACCUCAACCAGAGUCCAAUCUUCUACAGCCUCUUGUUAUGCAGUUCUCUGUGGUCCUUCAGAGUUUAAGCAUUACUGCAGCUCUCCUGCCCUCUUUGCAAGCUCAGUACAAAAUGGAUCAAGUUAUGAGUGCUGGUGUUACGGGAAGCAAAGCUAAAUUCACUAUUGACUUGGCUCAACACUCUCUUUCCUUUACCACAAAGCUGCAAGUUGCUGAGGCUAAUCUUCCUCCUGAAGCCAACAUCCCACUUCCGCAUGUUCAUGUAGCUGCUGAAUACAUAACUGACAACAAGAAUCCUAAUGAAUCUAAUUUUGCUGAUGGGGUUGUUCUUCGACAAGGUGCAUAUUUGAGUGCUGUUGCUGAUAUUGGAGAGUUUGAGAACACACUAACUACGGACCUCUUAAACACUUUGGUGUUUGUUCAAAAAGUAUUUAUGAAAGAAGUUAAUGAAGUUGUUCAGAAAGUGUAUGGAGGAGAAAAGCCUGUGCCUAUUUGGCUGGAAGGUGAAGAAACAUCUAGCUCAGCCAUUGAUCGCAUUUUGUUUUCCUUGGCAAUUCGUAUUAAGAGAAUACAAUUGACAGCGACAACACCCACAAGCUCGGCUGUCCGCUUAGAGACAGGAAUGGUCGAAUUUCAACUCUCUAAUCGAGUUCAAAAUGUAUCUGGUGGUCAAACUGCUGGGAAAAUGUUUGGUAAAGCUACGGUGGAUAUCAAUUUAAGCCUUGGACAACUGCUGCGAAACACUGUCUUUGAUGAAGCUGACAUUGAAUUUCAGCAGUAUGCAUUCUUCAAGACAACUAUUGGAUUGCGAAAUGCCUUUCAAGAUGAAACUACCACAUCUCAAGGAGACAUAGCAGACAAGGAAGUUGUGCUGAUAACCCUUAAGAGACCAUUAAUUUAUAUUCAACCCAUGGCUGUAGAUAAGGCCAUACUAGUUUGGCUGAAUUACAAAAACGCAUAUGAAUAUUGGAAUGAACAGCGCUCCAAUCUGACCAAAGAAGUGUUGACAGCCACUCAGCAAGUAUUUGACAAGAUGGCUCUAAAUCAACUUACAAAUCAGAUGACAACUCCACAUUUGGGAACUCUAUUCCUUCAGCUGACAGUGGAAGACAUGGGCAUUUGUGUCCCUCUCAAUCCAUUACCACUGGCAUCUUGGGGCCUGAGCCGCCGUAAGAUGUUUGCUGAUACAGAAACUGGUGGAGCUGUCGUUGUAACCCUUGAAAACACAAGCAUUUCUGCGUGCAGUAGUGGUUCUCUUGUCAGUAAAGGCCGCUUUGUUGGCCUUUGCUUACGCUUCACAGAUGAUUUUGAGAUUUCCUGGGAUGACUGGAAACCUGACAUGAAUGAUACAAACCUCAUGAAUCUUUGUGUGGUCUCAGAUGGAACAUAUGAAGUGUGCAGUCGCACUAUUGCUCAAAAACAAGGGGGAGAAAAUGCGAAGUGGAUAUUAAAUGUUGGGUGGCAAAUGGAGGGUGUAGACAUUCAUGUUGAUGUCAAUGUUGGGAAACAGUUGUCUGCUUUAGGUCAUACCCUAACCAUGCUGACUGGAACUGAGCAGGAUGAUGACACUGCAACUGUAGAAUCUGACUCUGACGAAACAGACCAUACUGAUGGGCAGCGUGCCUCAGAAAUUCCUAGCCGUGCUGAAACUCUCAGUGUAAGAAAAUCACGAAAUAUGAUGGACAACUUGCCAGCAUUUGUCUUUGAUCCUUCAUUGGAUGCAAAGGAACGCUCAAAGUUGAUUGAGAAAGAAAUGAACGAACAGGCUAAAAUUAUAUCAGAUCUUCGUUCCCUUGGUGCUUCCCAUGGAACCAUUGAACAAGAAAUGAAGAGACUCCAAGAAUUAGAAGCUAUGGUGUUUAAGGACUUUAGAAGGGAUAUGAUACAAAAGCUCAGAAGGCAAAGUGUAAAAGCUUCUUCAAUAAAGGGCAAAUUUGGGCUUGGAUCAAAGACAUCUACCUAUCGCUCCCGGUCUUUUGUAGUUCCUUCUCCUAUGGCUGAACAAAAUGAAGCUGAAAGCCCGGAGGAAAAGAGUGUGUGUGGAGAGUCCCCUGGGUCUGGACCGUCUCGCUCUGCAUCGUUGCGUAUGAGAGGCAUGACUGCUCCAAAAGUAACUUUUAGUGAUUCUCAUACUAUUUGCAGGCAAUCGUCUUUGCCUAGUGCUAGUUCUGAUUUAAGUCUAGACUGGACCCCAGGAUCCUCCCACAUAGAUGUAGAUGGUGAGAGGGUGGAAUUGCGGAGAAAGCCGAAUACAUUGGCUACGCCCAGUCAGAGUCAAGAUUCAAUAGAUGGAUGUGCACCCCUCCUUGAGCCAAACCCACGUGCAGAACCAGGGGGGGCAUCAAGUCCUAUGAGUCCCUACAUGACAGCAAUGCAGAAACCACAGGAGCCAAAUAUUGACUUUGAAUUAGACGUGAAAGUUCUUAUUAACAGUGGAAAAUGUGUCUUGCACACAAAGGAUGCAAGCAAAGAUGCUAAGGAAGAUGAAGUAAAACUGUCAAGUAGAAUGAAAAAGGAAAGAAGUUGCUCUGGAGGAAUGCUAGAGUUUCCACCUCCAAGCCCUAAUAUGAGUCGGAGAGCAACCAAGGAAACCAAGGGAGGUACAUCAACCACUCGCCUUCGCUAUCUUAAUACUGGUACACCUAGUUCAGUGGCUCAGCUGGUGGAUCUAACAGUUUUCCAUAUACCUGGUCUUGAUGUGAAGGUUCAUUAUGAAUCCAAAACAUUAAAUGAAGAAAAUAUUUCCCCUCGCUCUUCCACCGAUCACACUUACAAUCCUUUGGGUGUACCACUUCCCGGUGGUCUCGGCCUACCUUCUGCCGCUCGCCGGUCAAGCACCAAGAAGGCAAGCUUAUUUGCGUGGAUGACUCUUCAGAGUAUUCCAGAAGAAACAAUAAUAAGCCCCCAUAUUCUUGAAUUUUUGGAGCAAACUUUGGAGCCAAUUCCUUCUCUUCUUCCAAAAUCCACACUAUCAAAUCCAGGAUCAAUGAAUGCCAUGUUCUCUAUGGAUAAUCCAUCUGAUUCUGCUCCACUGUGGGGAUCGGGUGCUGGGACAGGCUAUGUGUAUUCCUCAUUCCCUGUGGAUGUGAUAGUAUACUUUCACAUGCAACCGUCUACAUUUCGGUUUUCAUGUCUGCCCGUUUCUCGUGUUGAGUGCAUGUUGCAGUUACCAUCCUUAGACAUUGUGUUUUCAUCUAAAAGAGCUGAGGAGGAACUACAGAGUGAAUUUGGUGAUGGUCCAUCCAAAAUGUCCUCUGCUCCAUCAGCUGUGGGAGGUUUGAGUGUAACAGGCUGCUUGGCUGAUUUCUCUGUUUAUAUAUUCCAUCCUUAUGGUGGCAAAAAGACAGCAGCUUCUAAAGAGGCUCAGUGGUCUCCACUAGCUGACAGUGAACGCAAAGAUUCAUUAAGCAUUAAUGUGGAGUUUGUAAAAGUUCACCUUUCACGUAGCAGAAAACUGAAUUUUGGUGUUGAUCCACCGAAAGGAGGAAGAGAUCAAAGUCAAGCUUGUAUCCGCUUUUCAUCGAUCAUUGAUAUUGGUUCAGCCUCAUUCAAAUAUGACAUGAGAAGAUUAACUGAGAUAUUAGCAUUCCCAAAAGCAUGGUACAGGCGAAGCAUUGUUCGUCGUCUAUUCCUGGGUGAUUUGAGCAUGGGUGCUGCCUUUAGCGAUGGAGAUGAUUCCCCAAGUGGGAGUUUUGAUGGAGAUACUUCUUAUCAAGUUAAUAAUACAACCCUCGGCCCAAAAAGCAGAGAUAAGUUGAGACUUAAUCUGGACACUUCUGCUAAUCAGUAUUCUCCCUUUUCUGAUACAAAGAGAUGGAGUCUAGAAGGAAAGUCAGGCACAGCAUGGGAAACACUAGUUCUCUUUGCAAUCAAUUUCACAAAAUUGAAUGUUCAUAUGAAUAUGGGCAAUGUCAUGGGGAAUGUUACGUGGUUAACUAAAGAUUUCAAAUCAGAAGGCCGCCUUUCAAUUGGUAGUACUGGUCACAAAAAUAUGUUUAUAGGUGUUGGUUUGGGAGGUUCUAGUCUUGAUGCAAAAGGGGGUAUUGUUGGUGGUACAAUAGAACUCAGUAAAAUUGAUACCUACAUUCACAUCCGUGAGGAUCCUGGGACUGAACCUGAUCAUAAAGUGGGACUUAAGUUAUUUGCCCUUGAACUUCGUCUUGAUUAUAUGGGCACUGGUGUUUUAAUGAGUCGUGUUAGUGCAUUAGACAUUUCCUUAAGGGAUGAAUGGAAAAUUAGUAAAAAGCAUUCAGAGGAUGCUGCAAAUCCAACAAGAAGGCCAGCAAUGAUAUUCAUGCAUGGUGAUAUGGGUUGGGAUCAGUUGCAAGUGAUGAUUUCUAAGUCAACAACAGCCGAUCUCCUUAAGAUGUAUUAUAAACUUGAGGAGUUUUUCAGUCAGCAAUUUAAGAGUAGCAAGCGCGUGUUUUCCUCAUUUCAACCUCGUGCACGCUCAUCCUCAUUCAGAAAGAAGCAAUCAGGACACACACAACCACGUCAGAAAAAAAUAUCUACGGACAGUUCCGGAAGCAGUGGCCCAUGGUCCAUUCAAGAUGCUAGACAUCAUCGCCAUUGGCAGGGUGCAUUAGCUCAUGUAGCUGGCCUGCAAUUGCCCACCCUUCGCAUUCCUCUACCUCAGUCCGGUUCUGUUCUCGGUGGUACAAUGGAACUGCAUGGGCGUCAUAUAUCCUUAGCAUGUUUCCAUGGCAUUAAUUUUAAGUCUAAGAGCUGGGCCCUAUUCUCACUGAAGGAGCCAUGCAUCUCAUUUGCUACAGAAGCACAAGAAGUUCCAUCAGGAGAAACUGUUGACCACUUAGAUGUUCAUGUCGUGCAGACAUUAACAUGCAGUCUAGGAAUGACAGCAGAACAAGCUGCACAUGCUCAACACCACAGUAUGGCAACAGUCUGUCGCAUGUCCAGGAACAUUCUCUUCCCUCCUCAGUUCAAGACACUUCAGGAAUGGUUUCACUAUGCAUUUGUCAACAGUGAAAUGGAUGCUGUGGACCAAUUUCCAAGUUUAGAACGAGAGCGAACUGAAUCAACCAACACUGACCCAAGCCGAGGUACUCGCCCUACAACCAAGCCACAAGACCUUAAUCACACACGUGAAGUGAUUUUUGCCCUGCCAUCACUCCAACUGCACAUCAAAACAGAACAUCUACAGGCAGCAAGGACUCCAGACAACAUAGACCGGAAGCCAGUUGUUGAGUGCAGCUUUAUCACUGAAUUUGAAGACCAUAUAUUUGUCACUGUGGAUGCUGAAGCUUUCUUUUUCUUACAUGACCUCAUUACCUCAUAUGUUAAAGAAAAGGAAAGAGUGGUCAUUCAAGCUCAGAGUGGUUACCGAGCAAGUAGUCCAGACCCAGAGAAGAGACCUAAGGACUCCCAAAUGUCACCAAGUGGGAAUACCAACAGCAAUGGCAACAAUAGUACCUCUUCGUCAGAUACUGAGCCUAAACGCAAAGGAUUUGACCCUGCUGAUGUCUUUACUAAAGAUUGGCGUAACUACCACUGUACCACUUGGCAUCUUGAGCCCACAGUCAGACUUUUAUCUUGGGCUGGGAAAAGUAUUGAGCCCUAUGGAGUUGAUUACAUACUUCAAAAGUUAGGCUUUUCACACGCCAGAACAACAAUACCCAAAUGGGUUCAGCGUGGAUUCAUGGAUCCGCUAGACAAAGUUCUUGCAGUUCUUCUUCUCAGGAUGGUGACUGCUGUUUCCCCAAAUCAACUUCAUCUGCUACCUUCGCGCGAACUUCGUGCAGACCGCAACGAGCGUGCCGAACGAGAGCGUAAACAGUGAAGUGUCGCAAAUGCUAUUUGACAGGCGUCGUCCUACUUUUUAUUCACUAUUAUAUCUACAAUUUGGUGCAUAUGUCUUACUUAAAUAUUUAAUGUUUAUACUCAUAUACUGAAAUACUCUUAUAAAAGCGAUAGAAAUAUGUGAAACAGGGCAGCUAUGGAAGGAAUUAUUUUCAGGUUUGAUGUCAUGCUUUAGCUAGUCAAAAGGUUUUUCCUGUGUAUUAUAUUUUUAAUGUCUAGCCAUAUAUUAUUGGGUCAUUGUUAUGUAUUUUUUGCCAUUUAUUUUGGAUAUUCCUGUUGAUAUUUUUCAGCAUAUCACCAACACUGUGUGAUGAAGUUUCUACAACGUUUAUCUCUUUUGAUUUGUCAAUGCUUAUCCAAGAGAUCCUUAUCGACUCUUAUCAUGUCUUUAUUUUUAUUUGUCAUUUGCUCAGUUGUCAACAUAAAUUGGCUAUGUAUCAAUAAGGAGUAGCUUCUACAAGUGAAUUUGUAUUCUAUGUAAAUACUGUGAGUCUGUGAUCUAUGUUUCUUCAAUUAUAUAAUUAUUGCUGUCUGUUUUAGGCACAUCUAGAAUAUCAUGCUGAUACUCUGGUGGUAUAUCCUUGUUCCUGAACCUAUAGCUUUUCCUUGAGGGUUAGAGCAGUUCUCUCUUUCUUUUUUUUUUUUUUUUUUCAA